CCCCUCCCACAGCUGCUCUCUUCUCCUCGCUCGCUCGCUCACUUUCCUGCACAGAGCUGCAGUAUAUGAGAGGGUCUCCUGAGUCUAGCUUCACUGCAGUGUAGAGAAGGGCACGGCGGCUGUUUUAGUACGGUGCGCUGAAGGAUGGUGCACCAGGAGAAACGCAUUUACCAGGCCCAGAGGAAUGAGAGAGAGUCCAUCAGGCAGAAACUUGCCCUUGGCAGUUUCUAUGACGACGAGCCAGUCAUCUACACCAGCUGCAGUAAGAAUGGCCCGUCCUCCCGGCUGCAAAGUGCAGUGAACCUGCAGGUGUGUUUUGUUAAUGACAGCAGUAGCGACAAGGACAGUGAUGCUGAGGACAGCAGGACGGAGACCAGUCUCGACACGCCGCUGUCACCUGUGAGCAAGCAGAGCUCUUCGUUAUCGGACCGGGACACAGCAGAGGAGGACUCGGACCCUCUGGACGACUGCAGCGGGUUCUGGCGGGUGCAGCGAAGACUGCAGGAGGAGGCCCGGGUGGCGCUGGCUCUAGCUCGACCCAUGGCCCGCAUGCAGGUGGAGGUGGAGAGGCAAAUCCAACUGCACAGACGUUCACCUGUGGCCGAUUUGCUUCUCCAUUUGCCUCAUAUAAGCGAGGGUUUGAUGAAGAGGAGUCUCAGGCGAGUGGACAUGAGGGACAUGAAUCUUGGACAGCUGCAAGUCAUUACAAAUGACCUACACUCACAGAUUCAGAGUCUAAAUGAGGAGCUGGUGCAGUUGCUGCUGAUGAGGGAUGAGCUGCAUGUGGAGCAGGAUGCCAUGCUGGUGGACAUAGAGGACCUCACCAGGCACACUCACAGCCAUCAGCGGAACCAGGCAGAGAAAGCUGUCUCUAAAUAAACACCCAGUCUAUACAUGUGUUCACCUGCACGCCAUUCAACCCACCGCUUCAUUGAUUAUUAAUAGUGUUGCUAAUGAAAUUCCAUCUGUGCUGGCUGUUUCUGGAGAGCUGAAUACAGCAUAUAGUAUUAAAAUACAGUGUGUGUAUAUUACACCACAGGACAUCUUAUAGAAGCUGAGUGAUCACUGCUUUCAGUAUUGACUCAGUUGAGUUUGUGCAGGGUUUUCACUUCCACUUAGCACCGUUAUUCAGAGCAUAUUUCACAGAAUAAGGAUAAUCCCUUUGAGUUAAUUGCAUCCCCAACCCUGAUUUACUUCUUUAUGAUUUUGCAUGGUACACUCAUGUAUGUUAAUGAAAAAAGGAUGAUGACUACCUGGGACCACACUGAAUGAAUGACUGGCAAACUUUAGCUCUAUAGUGAUCGAGGAGACUGAUCAGCUCAUCUGUAGACCUGCCGUGUUUAUCUGUGUAAUGCUCCUUUUACAAAGAGCACCACGCCAUCACUGUCUAACACUAGAAUUCACUAUUCAACAUCGACUGCCUGAGCCAUUGCAAUAGAAAACAACAGACACUGUACUGCUUUGUAGCUUAGCUUCACAGUGGUGUUUAAACGCUGCAGCAGUUUCACAGAGGUCUUGUAGGGAUCAUUUAGACACGGAAUCGAUCUUACAGUUCCCACCUGCUUUACAGAUGAAUUUAGAGCUAUAUGGGACAACAUUUCAAACUCUAUUCAGACCAAUUUGUUCUCAUCAAAAUGAUUUUGCGUUAACAUAUACAGAUAGAAAACAAAAGCUGGAGGCAUUUGCAGUGUGAUUUUUCUUAUGCUCAAUUUACCAAUGCUAAAAAAGGAUGAAAGAAAUAUAUUAAUAAAUCACAGCUUAAACAUAUAUUUAUUUUAUCUGUUUAAAAGGUUUAUGGACAUAAUGAUAAAAGAUACUUUAUUAAAGGAUGAAGAACAUCUGUUUGUGUGACUGUGCUUAAAUGUUUCCACUCAGCUUUUUCAGAAUGUCAUUUUUAGCACAAGUUACACUUUCUUUUUUUGAUAGUUUGCCUCAUUGAUAAAUGUAAUGUAAUGAUUGUAAGAAAAGAAAAUAG
Molecule: messenger RNA, 1975 nt
Organism: Monopterus albus (swamp eel)
Lineage: Eukaryota; Metazoa; Chordata; Actinopteri; Synbranchiformes; Synbranchidae
Product: schwannomin-interacting protein 1
Exons: 7
Coding region: 145-879 (244 amino acids)
Biological process (GO): positive regulation of hippo signaling
Cellular component (GO): plasma membrane; cell junction
Source: RefSeq, a predicted model, not a curated record